Messenger RNA from Umbelopsis ramanniana AG, 1332 nucleotides. RefSeq lists its product as uncharacterized. Gene Ontology annotation, cellular component: mitochondrion. Gene Ontology annotation, biological process: L-valine catabolic process. The record is from RefSeq and is a predicted model, not a curated record. Gene Ontology annotation, molecular function: 3-hydroxyisobutyrate dehydrogenase activity; NADP binding; NAD binding. Lineage: Eukaryota; Fungi; Mucoromycota; Umbelopsidomycetes; Umbelopsidales; Umbelopsidaceae. Bases 9 to 1112 code for a protein of 367 amino acids. The transcript has 5 exons.
CCUUCCUCAUGUUGUCUUUAAUACGCUCCUCGACGAGACUCUACUCUUCCACAGCAGCCAAGCACACCAAGGCAGAUGCCAUUGGCUUUAUCGGCCUAGGUCAAAUGGGCUAUAACAUGGCCAAUAACCUCGCGUUGAAGGCGGGUAGACCCCUGAUUGUACAUGACGUGGUGGAGAGUACACUGGACAAAUUCAAAGAUGCAAAUAAGGAUGUGCAGAUUGCUGCUACGCCGGCCGAACUGGCGGAUAGAGUCGGUACUAUCAUCACCAUGCUGCCUGCAUCUCCUCAUGUCAAAGAAGUGUAUUUCGGAACAGAUGGUGUAUUGCAAGGUUUGGCAAAGGAUACCAUGGUCAUUGACUCUUCUACCAUCGAUGCUCUUGUCGCAAAGGAGCUUGCUGCGGCCAUUGUUGAAAAGGGUGCUGUGGCCUUGGAUGCACCUGUCAGUGGUGGUAUCCUUGGAGCCGCGGCUGGAACGUUGACCUUUAUGGUGGGCGCAGCGUCCGAAGCGGAUUUUAACCAAGCCAAGCCAUUGUUGGAGCUGAUGGGUAAGAACAUUGUUUAUUGUGGAGCGAACGGCAAUGGUCAAGUUGCCAAAAUCUGCAACAAUAUGCUGCUCGGCAUCUCCAUGAUCGCUGUUUCCGAGACGAUGCAGCUCGGCAUCCGGAUGGGCAUGGAUCCAAAGCUGUUGGCCAACAUCCUCAACACCUCCAGUGGUCGUUGCUGGAGUUCCGAUACCUACAACCCCUGCCCUGACGUUAUACCCAACACGCCUUCGUGCAAAGGAUACACUGGUGGAUUCGGCAACACCUUGAUGGCCAAGGAUCUUCGUUUGGCUAUGAAUGCUGCGCAAGAGUCCAACAGCACUGUUUUGAUGGGCGCCUUGGCUUCACAGGUCUACAAUCGCGUCUCCAACGAGAAGGAGUACCGUGGUUUAGAUUUUUCGAGUGUCUUCAAGGUAAGUGGGGCGGGGCGGAAGUCGAUCUCUGGAGUACGGAUACUAACGAUGAGACGUCUGAUUACAGUGGCUAUCGAAUGGAAAAUAAAGACCAUAGUGUAUAAUGCAUUUGCUGAAGCCAAUGGUGUAACUGGGUGUAAUAAACACGGUAUUUAAAGGGUGCCGCCUUUUGCAGUACCACCCCAUCUAAACUCUGCCUACGUUAUGUGUGUUUCAAGGCACGAAAGUGCACUAUCACAUUUCCACAAACCUGACUACCCUUCUACCUUUAUGCCUCAGUUAGUACCUAAUAGUGACUAUUCUCGCGUUUCUAUUUCUCGCAAAGUAGCACUCUUGAACUUUAACCAACAAGUCCACAACCCCCAAAUCCAUUGUC